Molecule: messenger RNA, 1874 nt
Organism: Xenia sp. Carnegie-2017
Lineage: Eukaryota; Metazoa; Cnidaria; Anthozoa; Malacalcyonacea; Xeniidae
Product: solute carrier family 49 member 4 homolog
Exons: 5
Coding region: 159-1619 (486 amino acids)
Biological process (GO): transmembrane transport
Cellular component (GO): intracellular membrane-bounded organelle; membrane
Molecular function (GO): transmembrane transporter activity
Source: RefSeq, a predicted model, not a curated record
CGAAGUUGAUGUGUUGACCAUCGAGGUGUUGACCCAUUUGCCCUCGCGGUAUUCAGGUUGUUGCUCACAGAUUCCCUAUUAGACAGUGGUCUGAAGUUGACUUAAUGCAAUAAUAGUUGGGCAACAUUUCAGCUUUGUGAUAUCAUCAACAGAAAAAGAUGAGUAGCAAUUCUCUCCCCGAUGAUUCAAGCUAUCAAAACGGACCUGAUGAAAGUCUUCUGCCUCCUAAAAUGUUCGCAAACCAUUCAUACAGCGAAAAUUCGGAAGUUCGUGUGUACAAGACACGUUGGUACAUAUUAUUUAUUUACUGCAUGAAUGGAAUCAUGCAGAAUGCGAUGUGGAACACUUUUAGUCCAAUCGAGACGACAGCUAGAGCGGUUUAUAAAUGGGAUGGAUGGGUCAUCGAUCUUAUUUCGGCCUGGGGAAGCACGACAUAUUGUAUCUCUAUGUUGCCUUUUGCGUGGAUUAUGGACGUUAAAGGUUUGCGUGUCACUAUGCUGAUAGCUGCUGCCAUGCAACUCGUUGGCGCGGUUUUACGUUUUAUUCCAACUGGCGAUAUGCAAACUUCGACAUUUUUGAUUCAUUGCGGUCAGAUAGUAGUCGGUCUGGCUGGCCCUGUAGGCAUGGCAACAGCUCCUCUCUUGUCAUCGACAUGGUUUCCCCCACACCAACGUACCACUGCUACUGCCAUAUCAACUGUAGCGGGAUACGUUGGUACAUCUCUGUCUUUUAUCAUUGGACCUGCCUUCGUCGGUGAUGUUACAAAGUCGAAUGCUUUAAAAAAGGGUGACAACUACGUACUAAAUAAAACUGAAGAGGAACAAUACCAAGGACAAAUCAAUAUGUUAUUAUACGUUGAAGCCGGAAUACAAGUAAUCUUGCUAAUUAUCAUUCUUGUACAUUAUCCAUCCAAACCUCCAAAUCCUCCCAGUCCUUCAGCGGCCACUGGUCGAGUUGAUUUUAGGGAUGGUGCCAGACGUUUGAGUAAGAACUUUAACUUUCUUCUUCUUGCCACAAUAUACGGAGCUAGUACUGGUGUGUUUGGUGGCUGGUGUGCCGUUCUGUAUCAAAACCUCUCGGACUACGGUAUACGGGUGACUGAACAUUUUGCUGAAUGGCUUGGCUUUGUCGCAGUCACUUGUGGUGCUUUCUCUGGUGUGCUUUUCUUUAGAUUUGCUGAUCAUUUUGCUGGACAUUUAAAAUUAUUCCUUAUUGCUUUCAUUGCGUCUUCGUUUUUUGCUGUUUUGUUAAUUUGUUAUGUUUUCACUGGAGUUAUUGGAUUCGACCAAGGUUUAGUUUACGUUUUGUUUGGCAUCAGUGGAUUCUUUGUCAACGGAACGAUACCAUUCUUCUUUGAACUGGCAGUCGAGAUAACAUACCCGGUUGCUGAGGGUAUUACUUCCGGUGCUAUUACGUUCUUCAACAACUUUCUGCAGUCAGUAUUUCUUCUUCUUCCACUAGCACAUUUAGGUACAAAAUGGAUGCUGUGGGCCACCGUGUGCACUUGUGCUGUAUCGGCGAUGCUUAUGCUUUUUGUGAAAGAAAGUUACAAACGAUCAUCCGUGGACGAGCAUUCAAAGACAGAAAAUAAUUUGAAGUCAACUCCAGUGAACGCGUAAAAAAGAUGUCAUUGAGUGAUGUUAUUGUUCGUGAUUUAAAAGCUCGGGUUUUGAUUUAAAAGAUAUGAUUUACAGAGAAUCGGGUCUGUUUUAAACUUUCAAAAUGCAAUCAUUUUUGAUCAAGGCACGUUGAAUAUGCAUGGGAUGUCUUUUGAUUUCUUUACCUUUAGUGAAGGGCACUUAUUUUACAUUUUGUACUGAUUAUGAUUCUACAGCCUUAGUAUUUUACUUAAGAAAUAAAAAAUGUUUACUGUG